AUGGCAGACAACUGGGACGACAGUGACGACGAUUGGGAUGCCGACGACGAUGAAAUUGACAAAAAGUUGGGUCUGGUGAAAAAUAAUGAGCCCAACUUUGCAGAUGAAGAGGAUCUGGCCCUCAAGGAAAAACAAGACGCCGAAAAGGCAGCUCAGGAACAAAGCAAGAAAAAGGGAAAUGCAUUGAAAGCCAGAAAAGAAGCCGAAGCCGCCAAACAGGAAGAGAUAGAAUUGGCGAAGCGACUCAUGGAAUUGGAGGCCGAAGAAGAAGCCAACAUGACUCCCGAUCAACUCCGUCUCAAGGAGCGAAUGAGAAUUGAACAAGCUGAUAAUGCGUUGACUGAUGACCUAUUUGGUGGAGUGGAUGACAACAAGGGAAAGGCCGCCGCUGCGAGUGGGGUUGGGGCUGACAAGUUGGUCUUGACGGAUCUGCCAUCGCAUUUGAAACAUGCCAGAAAGUGUGCUGGUGCCAUGAGAGAUCACGGCAAAGUCUACUGGACCAAAGCAUUCAUUGAUGAAUUGAUCAAGGAGUCUAAAGACACACUGGAUGCUGAUGCCAUUCAAGACAUUAUCAAGACCUGCAAUGUCCUCAAAAAUGAAAAGGUACAGGCUGCCAAGCGAAAGGUCAAGGGACAGGCACAAAAGGCCUCAACCAAACGCGACAAACAAAAAGAACAGGAAGCACAACGGAAACAAGCUGAACUUUUUGGUGAUUCCAACCAGUAUGAUUCAUACGAUCAAAUUGGAGAAGAUUAUGAGGACGCAUUCUUCUAA
Seminavis robusta is the source of this 774-nucleotide messenger RNA. Lineage: Eukaryota; Bacillariophyta; Bacillariophyceae; Naviculales; Naviculaceae. The record is from the annotation of a GenBank genome assembly.